Molecule: messenger RNA, 3714 nt
Organism: Chaetomium globosum CBS 148.51
Lineage: Eukaryota; Fungi; Ascomycota; Sordariomycetes; Sordariales; Chaetomiaceae
Exons: 4
Coding region: 1-3714 (1237 amino acids)
Biological process (GO): glycerophospholipid catabolic process
Molecular function (GO): protein binding; glycerophosphocholine phosphodiesterase activity
Source: RefSeq, a predicted model, not a curated record
AUGAAGUUUGGUCGAAAUCUACCGAGGAAUCAAGUUCCAGAGUGGGCGGGCUCGUAUAUCAACUACAAGGGCCUCAAGAAACUUAUCAAGGCUGGUGUCAGGGCAGCCCAGGACGGAGAGCAGGUCGACUUGGCUGAAUUCUUCUUCGACCUUGAUAGGAACUUGGAAGAUGUCGACUCGUUCUACAACAAAAAGUUUGCCGACGCCUACCGCAGGCUCAAAGUGCUGCAGGACAGAUAUGGCAGCUCGCCCGAUGUUGUUGCGAACCUCGACGAUGACGAGAUUGAGGAGCUGAUGGGCGCCUUGCUAGAGCUGCGUAGCCAGCUGCGGAAACUGCAAUGGUUCGGUGAGAUCAACCGCCGCGGGUUUGUCAAGAUCACCAAGAAGCUUGACAAGAAGAUUCCGAACACGGCAACGCAGACCACCACACAGCACCGCUACAUCUCUACCAAGGUCGAUCCCUGUCCGUUUGCCAAGGACACAGCUAUCGCAAGGCUGCUGGCUGAAAUCAACAAGUGGAUUUCGGUACUGGGCGACAGGCAUCAUGUAGAUGAUGCCGGGUCCGAGAGGUCGACUCUUUCCCUUGGGCGGGCAACGGCGAAAGCCAUGCUUAGUGUCCCCUCUGGAUUGUUGGACAAACUCGACCAGGCCACCCGGAAGGAUGAUGUGGAUGCCCUAACCGAUGGUCUCACAAUCGGGAACCUCUUGACCCCGGAACCGGCCGCGCAGAAAGUGCUGCUCAACGUGUUGCAACGAUCCAUUUCCGCUCGGUCAAAGGGCUCCAUUGCAUUUCUGCUGAAUGCCAUCACGUCUCUAGACGAACCUGAUGACAUCAACGAGCGGAACUGCAUCCACAGACUGGUGAUCCACAUCGGCCGAACAAAGACGGUCUCGGCUCAGAACGAGGAAGACUCGAAUUUGGCUACGUUUCCCUUCCCGGGUGCGGCGCAAUACGCUCAGAACUAUCUCACCCCGGCAGCGUCGCCUCUUUCCGCCCCGAGGGUCUGUGGUCUUAAGGAGUCGGAUCUCCUCACCAAGGAUGAUGAGGCGGUCCAGACGUUGAUUUAUUUGCUGGAGGGGCUCAAACCAAACCAGAGAGCGGCGCUGAGAGCAAAGGACAGCUUUGGUCGGCUCCCGCUACACUACGCUGCUCAGUUCGGGUUUGUCGUGGUCUGCCAGAUUCUGAUGAAGAAAAUGCAGGACUGGGGGCAGUUUAAUGUCGAAAACGGCAUCGAUGCUCCGGAGUGGCAGGACAAGGACGGCAACGCGCCCGUGCAUCUCAGCGUCCUCGGCGGCCAUCGUCUGACUACCAAAGCCUUGCUCCAAGGCGAAGAUUGGCAGGGCGUGAGCGACAACAAGGCCGAAUUGAGGCGGGCCGUUUCCAAAUCCAGCGCCGUCUUGGCCAUUGCGACCAAGGCCAAUUUCAAGCCAAUCGUCGAGAUGCUGGUUGACGCCGGCGUGGAUAUUAAUUGGCAGGACAAGCACGGCGAGACGGCGUUGCAUAUUGCCGCGCGGUUUGGUCACGAGGAGUGCGCCAAGGUUCUGCUGAAGGGGACGGAGGAGCAGAAAGCGAACUUGGAGCUGGUCGAGAAUUCGUUCGCCUGGACACCGCUGCACAUAGCAGCCGUAGACGGCCACCCGUCCGUUGCCCAACUGCUGGUGGAUGCCGGCGCCGAUGUGGACAAGGUGGACUCGUCGGGCUGGACAGCCAAGGAACAUGCUGCGUUGAGGGGACAUCUCGUUAUUGCACGCCUCCUGGCUGCGCAUAGUAGGGAGGAGGGCGAUACAGACACGGCCAGCUCCGACGACGAGAAAGUCACCGCAGAGCCCGUGGCUCGCGAGGUUGCCUCCCUUGGCGAUAGGAGGUCGAACGGCGCUUCGCGCCCGGCAGAGCCGGUCAAGUCGUUCGGGCACCGCUACCUCAGAGACGAGAGCUUGGUGCUUGUGAGUCUCGGUUCGAUGGACAUGCGGAAGAAUGUCGAGGCCGUGACUCUGGACAAAGUACCCCUCACACAAGCCCACAAUACCCAGUUGGAUACGGCUCUCUCCAUCGUCGUGUCAGCGCAGGGCGCUGUGGGCGAGCCGACCAUCAUCGAUAUGCCCGUCCAUGAGAACAUCUCGACCGAGCCGAUCGUCUUCACCACGGCUGAUGCCACCAAGGUCAAGCUGCUCUUUGACAUCGUCCCGACCUAUUCAGGUAACAACGACAACAAGGUCGGGCGUGGUGUCGCGCUGCUGUCUAGCGUGCGGUCGACUUUCGGCACCAAGCGGAUGAGUCUGCAGGGAGACCUUUGCGUUCCGAUCGUGGGCGCCAACCUCGAUGUCAUCGGCACCGUUAACUUCAAUUUCCUCGUCAUCACGCCCUUUUCGCACCCCAACAUGGAGGUGACGGAGCAGCAGACGUACUGGAAGAAGAUGACGUCGACCAUGGUGAUCGGCCACCGUGGUCUGGGCAAAAACCUCGUUUCCAACCGGUCCCUGCAACUAGGCGAGAACACCGUCCCGUCUUUCAUCGCGGCCGCCAACCUCGGCGCACAAUAUGUCGAGUUCGACGUGCAGCUCACCAAGGACCACGUGCCCGUCAUCUACCACGACUUUCUCGUGAGCGAGACAGGCUUCGACGCGCCCGUCCACACCCUCACGCUCGAACAAUUCCUGCAUAUUAACCCCGACUCCUCCCGCCACAAAGGUGGCAGCAGCAGCGGUGGCAGCGGCGACGGCGGCCACCCCCCCCUGCCCCAGCACAAACAAAUCAACAAGACACGGAGCAACAGCCCGGGUCCGCGGCAGCGGUCCAUGUCGAUGGACUGGCCGGCGGCAGGCCAUCAGCAGCUCAGCAAGCACCACGACAUGGAUGAGCGGAUGAAACACACCCGCGACUUCAAGGCUAAGGGCUUCAAGGCCAAUUCGCGUGGCAACUUCAUCCAGGCGCCCUUCGCGACGCUCGAGGACCUCUUCCACAAGCUCCCCACGUCGGUCGGGUUCAACAUCGAACUCAAGUACCCGAUGCUGCACGAGAGCGAGGAGCACGACAUGGACACGUACGCGGUCGAAGUCAACUCGUUCUGCGACACCGUCCUGGCCAAGGUCUACGACCACCUCGAUCUCGGCGCGGGCGCAGGCAAGACAGAAGAGGGCGCGGGCGGCGGCGGGGCCAGGCAUGUCAUCUUCAGCUCGUUCAACCCGGACAUCUGCCUGUGCCUGAGCUUCAAGCAGCCCAACAUCCCCAUCCUGUUCCUCACCGACGCCGGCACCAGCCCCGUGGGGGACAUCCGCGCCAGCAGCCUGCAGGAGGCGAUUCGUUUUGCGUCCCGCUGGAACCUGCUCGGCAUCGUGAGCAACUCGGAGCCCUUUGUUAACUCCCCGCGCCUGGUCAAGGUCGUGAAGCAGAAUGGGCUGGUGUGCGUCAGUUAUGGCGUGUUGAAUAACGAGCCCAAGCUCGUGCAGCGCCAAGUAAAGGAGGGUAUCGACGCCGUCAUUGUCGACAGCGUCCUGGCCAUCCGGAAGGGUCUGACGGGCGGCCGGGAAGCAACGGCACCAACAACAACAACAACAACAACAACAACAACAACAACAACAACAACAACAACAACAACAACAACAACAACAACAACGAGUGGCGACGCGCUUCGGGAGAAGGUAGUGGAAGUAGCGGUCAAGGACGGAAAUGGGGUUGCUAAUGGCGGCGGCGGAAGUACAGGGGCCUCGGAAUGA